AUGUCCCGGACGCUCUCCCUCUUGAGUGAGGUUGAGUUCAAGCAUCGCGUCUCAGAUGGCUAUCCGGUGACUUGCCCUACCCUUGAUCUCUCGACCACUUGGGAUAGUAGUGGGAAGAAUGUCUAUAUAAAUCGGCCUCCUGGUCAGAUCGUAUCAAAGAUUCACCAGGCUGGGCGACUGGGAGUCAAGCCUCCAGAAGCCGUGUCCACAGCCUGGAAAGCAGAUGGCCAAUUCCUUGCCAUUGGCUGGAGCGAUGGCGUGGUGAGGCUGAUGGGCCUUGAGAGCAACAAAACCGCACAUCAUAUUGAGAUCUGCCCUGGUACUGAGGCCCGCAUUGUUCACAUCGGAUGGGCUUGCAGCAAGACCUCUACGGAUGAUGACAAAGAAACAUACUUUAGGCCCGCAGAGAAGAAAACGAAAGAUUUGCCCCGGGAACUCAUGUACCUGGAGGUCGAAGCGGCUUUGCCUAAGAUCAGCCCGUUACCAAGUAGUAGCGCAGGCCCUGGCGAGGAUGCUACUGUAUUCACCCUCAGAACUAGCAUGGACUUUCUGUUCCAGGCCCCUCGGCAUGAAGACUACGAUUUCGUCAACGUCAUGGUGGUUGGCACUGAUGACGGCCGGGUCCAUCUCAACAUUUGUGAUUCUUUCGCUAUAGGAUCAUUUUCGUGUCCAUCUUCAAGCCUAGCUCCAUAUACAUCGCAGCUUCUCAAACACACGUCGAAUCCUCAGAUCUCAACGCACACGCUGCUUGUGGCAGACAAGCUUAAAAAACCAAGCCAAGUCGACUUGAUACCUACAGACCUGCCCUUUCUUUCUUCGUCGCCUAUCAACCUAUCAUUCCUCACCACCAAGCUAACAACCAUGCAGAAACUGCUCAGGUAUCUCAAACAGACCCAGCUUCACAUGCAGACUGAAUGGAAGAAUACCCGAGAACUGCCUGGCAAGUUCCUCCGUAGUGUUGAGGAAGAUCUCAAGGGGUCAGACACGGGACCGCGAUCCAUUGUCCCUGCUCUCUACCACACAGUCGUAACUGGCCAUGCCUACGAGCCUGUCCGGGAAUGGCUUGUCGAUACCCUUGCCGAGAGAGGCCAUAAACGAUGGGAUAAAGCUGUCGUGUCCGGGCUGGAAGGUCUUCGAAGCCUAAUUCACGAGAACUUUCUCCCUGUACUGGAGCGCUGCUCCAUCAUCCUCAGCCGACUUCGAGGUCUAGCACUCUUUUAUAAUGCCAAAGAAGAAAUCGGUUUCUCUGCGGUACAGAUCACCAAAAUAAUGGACAUUUUCAGCUGCUUGACACUAAUUGGGCACAAAAUACUCCUACUGGUCAUGGAUGAAUUGGAACACUUCACAGUGUUCUCGAGCUGGCUCCGAUCACAGAUUGACCGCCUGGCCACUUCCAGUUCCGAGAGUGAAGAGCUCUCUGAAAAGGAGGCGACCACCGACAUCGGGAAGGUCCUGACCUACAUCGAACAAUACCUAGCGAGCAGCCCCCUUCAUGUAUAUCUGGAUGAGAUUUCCAAGGAAGACUUCACCGCAGAUUGGGAGCACAUCGACAGCGGUGUAAACCUCCUGGACACCGUGUCAGCUCAGGUAAAGAAACACGAGAAAGGCCAGCAGGCAAUGAAGGCUUUGCCUCACGUCGAGUUCCUGGUUGAUUACGCCACACACUGGUCAAGCAAGGUCUUUGAGCACAUUGCAGAGACCAAGAGGAGGAGUGUGCGUUUCGGCAAGCCCAUUUCUCUUUCAAUCGAUCAGCCUAUUGGCAUUUAUGACUGUCACAUCGUUGAAGCCGACGGAGAGGAUGCUAUCGUCUUCGUUGCCUUGGCAUCGGAAAAUUCAAGGUCAAAAUUGACCAUCUUCCGGACACAACUGGACAUUGUCAAUGGAAUCAGCAGAAACAUGCCUACUUCCAGGUGCUUGAUUGACUUGGGCAACCGAACCCUCGUCGAUUUCUCUUUUAUGGACGACACGAGCCUUAUUUUGCUAUGCAAAGAGUCUGGUGCAACUCCAGUCUUGGUUUCAGUACCAUUCCGUCAGCACACAAUUCAAUACUCACCUUACGACCCAGCCAAUUCCUCCGAGAUAUCCCACGUCCUAAGUGACGGGUUCCCUUCCUUCACCCUUCCAGAGGAGCAGCAGGCAAUGAAUCCGGUGCGCAUGGAGGUCCUCGACAGUAGUGACCUCCACGGGGAUAUUCCGAAGAGGAUAUGUCUUUUAGAGAGCAACCUCAGCACAUUGCGAACCUUCACCUUGCCAGAGGAAGGAUCAAUAUAA
Messenger RNA from Clonostachys byssicola, 2271 nucleotides. Lineage: Eukaryota; Fungi; Ascomycota; Sordariomycetes; Hypocreales; Bionectriaceae. The record is from the annotation of a GenBank genome assembly.